UAAAAUAAUUUUUCACUUUUUUCAUUACCGAAUUAUGUAAAAGUGUCUGCAAAACUGCUGCACACAUUUAAUAAUAAAUAUAAAUACUGAUUGCGACUGCAUUUCAAUACGAAUUAUUAUACUAGUGUGAUUUUCAACGACCUCGUUAUUUAUAAAGAAAUAAUUUAAAAUGACCAAAGGAAAGAAAGAUGUUGAAGACGAGUAUUCCGCUAAACUGGACAUGUGUCUCACUGAUGGAAUUGUAAAAACCGGUGGUGGAGUGUUAUUAGGAACAUUGACAUCAGUACUGUUCCUUGGCAGGCGGAGAUGGCCCAUAAUAGCUGGCUUGGGUGUGGGUAUAGGGCUUGCAUACGCCAACUGUGAAUAUGAACUAAAUCCAAAGAAAAAUAAUACUGCAUAGUAUUGAUAUCAACGAUAAGGGUCUACUAUAAUCAGAUAAGGGAAUUCACAAGUUACAAAAAUCAUGUGCAGUUGGAAUCGCGUUUCUGGCGGCUGUUGAAUACAGUAGGCAAUUAGUUAAAAAUAUUGUAAUUUUGUUCAUGUACAAAUGAUUAUUAUUUAAUGAUUAUCUAAUAAAUACUUUUAUUUGUUCAA
This is a messenger RNA of Achroia grisella, 594 nucleotides long. RefSeq names its product MICOS complex subunit Mic10-like. Bases 170 to 400 code for a protein of 76 amino acids. The transcript has 3 exons. The record is from RefSeq and is a predicted model, not a curated record. Lineage: Eukaryota; Metazoa; Arthropoda; Insecta; Lepidoptera; Pyralidae. Gene Ontology annotation, cellular component: mitochondrial inner membrane; MICOS complex; mitochondrion.